CGUACUCGACCACUCUGGCUGCGAGGAAUAUGGCAGCGUCCUGAGCGCUGUUGGUGGGGAAUACAGCGUCAAGCGAGCACCUUCGGCACCCAAGCGGCUCAAUCGACAGGCGGCGGCAACACGCAGAGGAGGGCGGGGGGCCGAGGGACGGCUGGAAUUCACACCCGCUCGUCAUUUGACAGGUCCUGUGAAAAGAUGAACGUCCUGAAAGACAACACGGACCUGGCCUGCUACUACACCACCAAGCACUCCUGGAGGGGAAAAUACAAGCGCGUCUUCUCCGUAGGAACACACGGCAUCACCACCUAUAACCCCACCACACUCGAAGUAACAAAUCAGUGGCCUUAUGGAGACAUUUGUGGAAUCGGCCCGGUGGGAAAAGGCCAGGGAACAGAGUUCAGCCUCACAUUCCGAAAGGGCACUGGCAAGAAGUCGGAGACUCUCAAGUUCUCCACUGAGCACCGGACAGAGCUGCUCACAGAGGCGUUGAGAUUCCGAACAGAGUUUUCAGAAGGGAAAAUCACUGGAAGGCGAUACAACUGCUACAAGCACCACUGGAGCGACACGCGGAAGGCCGUGAGCUUGGAGGUGACGCCAGGCGGCAUCGACCAGAUCGACCCGCACACCAACAGGGUGAUAUGCUCUUACGACUACCGCAAUGUGGAGGGCUUCGUGGAGACCUCCGACUACCAGGGCGGGUUCUGCAUCCUUUAUGGCGGUUUCAGCCGGCUGCAUCUAUUCGCCUCCGAGCACCGGGACGACAUCAUCCGCAGCGCCAUCGAGCACGCGGGAAACUUUAUCGGCAUCAUGCUGCGACUCAGGAAGGAGUCCAUCACCUUCGAGAAUUUCGUGACCGACCGACUGGGGAAGUACAGCUCGGACGAGAGCAUCACCUCGCUGGCCGAGUUCGUGGUGCAGAAGAUCACCUCGCGCCACCCGGAGCCAGUGAAGCGCAUUUUGGCGCUGACCGAGACGUGUUUGGUCGAGAGGGACCCGGCUUCUUACAACAUUGUCACCAUUAAACCUUUCGGGGAGGUGUUUGCUCUCAUCUGCGAUGUUGACAACCCUCAGGUUUUUACAGUCGAAUUCAUCCGAGGCCAGAUCAGAAAAUUCUCAUCCACAGAACGAGACUCUCUGCUGGCCAGCCUGCUGGACGGCGUGCGCGCGUCUGGCAACAGGGAUGUGUGCGUCAAGAUGGCCCCGACGCGCCGCGGCCAGCGUUGGGGCCUUUUGAGCAUGCCCGUAGACGAGGAGGUGGAGAGUCUUCACCUCAAGUUCCUGGCGGCGCCGCCCAAUGGAAACUUUGCCGACGCAGUAUUCCGAUUCAACGCCAACAUAUCAUACAGCGGCGUGUUGCACGCAGUAACGCAAGACGGUCUGUUUUCGGAGAACAAAGAAAAGCUCAUCAACAACGCCGUCCUGGCUCUGCUGUCCCAGGAGACCGAGCUUCCAGCGCUCAACUCCGAGCUGGAGAGUCACUUCCAGGCCAUCCGUCGCCUAGUGGCCUCCAAGGCAGGCUUCCAGGCCUUUACUCAGCUGCCAAAGUCUGGUCAAGCGUCUGGACUCACAGACGGAACGUUCAGGGAAAAAUUGGGAGUAAAGACUGUCAAAGCUUUAAAGAGAAACAACAACGGUGUGACGCACGCUGCUAUUGACAUGCUCUGCGCCCUCAUGUGUCCCAUGCAUGAUGACUACGACCUGAGGCAAGAGCAGCUCAAUAAGGCGUCUCUGCUUUCGUCCAAAAAGUUCCUGGAGAACCUGCUUGAAAAGUUUAUCACUAAUGUGGACCACGGGACGGGGGCUCUGGUCAUUAGCUCCUUGCUGGAUUUUUUAACCUUCGCCUUGUGCGCCCCCUACAGCGAGACCACCGAGGGCCAGCAGUUUGAUAUGUUGCUGGAGAUGGUGGCCUCCAACGGACGCACGCUCUUCAAACUGUUCCAGCAUCCGUCUAUGGCAAUCGUGAAGGGAGCCGGUCUAGUGAUGAAGGCCAUUAUUGAGGAAGGAGACAAGGAAAUAGCUACAAAGAUGCAAGACCUGGCUUUGAGCGAGGGCGCCCUCCCUCGCCAUCUCCACACCUCGUUGUUCACCAUCAGCGUGGACCAAAGGAUGCUUACCAACAGACAGCUGAGCCGUCACUUGGUUGGACUGUGGACCGCAGAGAACCCAGUUGCCAUGAACCUUCUCAAGAGAAUUUUGCCAACGGGCUUGCUAGCUUACAUGGACAGUCCCGAUCCUGUACCGGAGAAAGAUGUGGAUCGAAUGCACGUGCGCGAUAACUUGAAAAUUGCCACGGACCUUCUAAACCGCAACAAGGUACCCGAAUGGCAGAGGAUUGCCGGCAAAGCGGCCAAAGAAGUGGAGAAGUUUGCCAAGGAGAAGGCAGAUCUGGUUCUUAUGCACUGGAGGGACAAGAUGGGCAUCGCUCAGAAGGAGCAGGACAGAAAUAACCUGAAUCCCAACCAAAAACCGGUUAUCUUACGAAAGAGACGACAGCGGAUCAAAAUCGAAGCCAACUGGGAGCUUUUCUACUACAGAUUCCAGCUUGACCACGCGCGCUCCAACCUCAUCUGGAACCUGAAAACCAGGGAGGAGCUGCGGGAUGCGCUAGAAGGGGAAAUGCGCGCCUUCAACGUGGACCGCGAGCUGGGCAACGCUACAGUCAUCUCCUGGAACCACCAGGAGUUCGAGGUAAAAUACGAGUGCCUUUCCGACGAGAUCAAAAUAGGUGACUAUUACUUGCGCCUCUUGCUGGAAGAGGAUGAAAAUGAGGAAUCGAGUGCCAUCAAAAGAUCGUACGAGUUCUUCAACGAGCUCUACCACCGCUUUCUGCUCACACCCAAAGUCACGAUGAAGUGCCUGUGCCUGCAGGCGCUAACUAUAGUGUACAGCAAAUGUUUUGAAGAGAUCGGUCCCUUUACCGACACCAAAUACAUUGUGGGCAUGUUGGACCGCUGUACAGACAAGUUGGAAAGAGACCGACUCAUCCUAUUUUUGAAUAAGCUGAUUCUCAACAGGAAAAAUGUAAAGGACAUCAUGGAUUCCAACGGGGUGCGAAUAAUGGUGGAUCUUCUCACCUUGGCCCAUCUACAUACCAGCAGAGCCACGGUGCCACUGCAGAGCAAUGUGUUGGAAGCAGCGCCAGACAUGAAGCGAGAGAGUGAGAAGGAAUGGUACUUUGGGAAUGCAGACAAGGAAAGAAGAGGACCUUUCAGUUUUGAAGAGAUGCAGGAGUUCUGGACAACGGGUGUCCUCACGGCCAAGACGCGUUGCUGGGCCCAGGGCAUGGACGGAUGGCGCCCCCUGCAGGCCAUCCCCCAACUCAAGUGGUGCCUGCUGGCCACGGGGCAAGCGGUGAUGAACGAGUCGGACCUGGCGACACUCAUUCUCAACAUGCUUAUCACCAUGUGCUCCUAUUACCCUAGCAGGGAUGCGGAUAACGCCAUUAUCCGCCCUUUACCAAAGAUCAAAAGGAUGAUAUCUGACAAUGCGUGCCUGCCUCAUAUUGUUCAGCUUCUCUUGACGUUUGACCCAAUCCUGGUGGAAAAAGUGGCCAAUAUACUGUACCUGGUGAUGCAGGACAACCCCAACUUGCAGCGGCUUUACUUGACCGGAGUCUUCUUCUUCAUUAUGAUGUACACUGGCUCCAACGUACUUCCUGUCGCAAGGUUCCUGAAGUACACUCACUUGAAACAAGCUUUUAAAUCAGAAGAGGCCAAAGGUCAGGACAUUGUUCAGCGUAGCGUUCUAGGCCCGGCUCUUCCAGAAGCCAUGGUGUGCUACCUGGAAAACUACGAGGCCGAACGCUUCUCUGAGAUCUUCCUCGGAGAAUUUGACACGCCUGAGGCCAUCUGGAGCUGCGAAAUGAGGCGCAUGAUGAUCGAGAAAAUCGCCGCUCACAUUGCCGACUUCAGCCCGAGGCUGCAGAGCAACACGCGUGCCCUCUAUCAGUACUGCCCCAUCCCUGUUAUCAGCUUCCCCCAGCUGGACAACGAGCUCUUCUGCAACAUCUACUACCUCAGACACCUGUGCGACACCGUACACUUCCCGAACUGGCCUAUUCGAGAUCCUGUGAAGCUGCUUAGAGAUACUCUUGAAGCGUGGAAGAGGGAAGUGGAGAAGAAGCCUCCCUCCAUGUCGAUAGAUGAUGCUUACGAAGUCCUUAACCUCCCUAAAGGACAAGGGAUGCACGAGGAAAGCAAGAUCAGGAAAGCUUACUUCAGGCUGGCGCAGAAGUACCAUCCAGACAAGAACCCUGAUGGCAGGGACAUGUUUGAGAAAGUCAACAAGGCCUAUGAAUUCCUCUGCACAAAGUCUGCACGAGUCAUUGACGGGCCCGACCCGGAAAACAUCAUCCUGAUCCUGAAGACCCAGAGCAUCCUCUUCAACCGCCACAAAGAAGAACUGGAGCCCUACAAGUAUGCCGGCUACCCCAUGCUCAUCAAAACCAUCACCAUCGAGACCCAAGACGACCACCUCUUUUCCAAGACUUCCCCUCUCCUGCCGGCUGCCGCAGAACUCGCUUUCCACACGGUCAACUGCUCGGCGCUCAACGCGGAGGAGCUUCGACGCGAGAACGGCAUCGAGGUGUUGCUGGAAGCUCUUUCCCGCUGCGUCUCUGUGUUGACUGCAUCCAGCAAGGCUGAUGACAUGGCAGUUCAGGUGUGCGGGCACAUCUGCAAGUGCUACAGCGUGGCAGCACAGUUUGAGGAAUGCCGGGAAAAGAUGAUCGAGCUACCCUACAUCAUCAGAGAUCUUUGUCAUAUCUUGUACUAUGGAAAGGGUCUUCCCAAAACAGCAGCCCUUGCGGUGCAGUGCGUCAGCUCCUUCGCGGUGGACUUUUUCCUCCAAACCCAACUGUACCACGCCGGCGUACUCUGGCACCUUCUGGUGCAGCUCUUCAACUACGAUUACACACUGGAGGAGAGCGGUGUUCAGACCAGCCAGGACACCAACCAGCAGGAGGUGGCUAACCACCUGGCCAAACUCAGCCUGGUCUCCCUCAGCCGUUUAGGGGGGUACCUACAAAUGGCGCCCAGUUCCAACGGAGGAAACCACGCGGCGCAGACCAACGGCGUGGACGGGGUGCCCCCCGAAAACCCCACCAUCCGGAAAAGCCUCUCUGCCAUGUUGACGCCAUACAUCUCCAGGAAGCUAGGAGUGGGAUCCUCUGCGGAGGUCUUGAAACUGUUGAAUAGCAACUCGGAGAACCCCUACCUCAUUUGGAAUAAUGGAACACGAGCCGAGCUGAUGGAGUUUUUGGAGUGUCAGCAAGAAGGAAACAUCAAAAGACGCAAAGAGAGAGAGAUGAGGAUAAAGAGAAAGAUAAAGACAGGGAGCCAGAUGAAACAGGGGGAAAAUGACGAGAGCUUCGGUGCUGAUUUCAUCUUCACCGAGCACAACAAAGAGCUUAUCGUCGGCGAGAUCUUUGUACGGGUUUACAACGAACAACCUACUUUCCCCUUGGAGUAUCCCAAAGCAUUUGCAGCAAGCCUUUUGGAUUACGUGGGCUCCCAAGCCCAGUACCUUCACACGUUGCUGGCCAUGAGCCAAAGCAACAAGGUGGAAUCCCAGCAGCAUGCCGAGCGCCUCCGCUUCGCCGAGAUGGCUCUUGAGGCUUUACGCAACGUCAUCAAGAACAACCCCGGUUCUGAGACUGAAUGCAUUGGCCAUUUCAAGCUGCUUUUCUCACUGCUGCGGGUUCAUGGUGCCGGCAGGGUGCAGCAGCUGGUACUUGAGGUUGUCAACACAGUGACUUCUAAUCAAGAAUGUGUGAGCAACAUCGCCGAGUCGCUGGUGCUGUCCAACCUUCUACUUCUGUUGCACUCCCUCCCAUCAAGCAGACAAAUUGUGUUAGAAACCCUCCAUGCCUUGACAUCCAAUACCAAAAUAGUUAAAGAGGCCAUGAGCAAAGGGGCGCUCAUCUAUUUGCUAGAUCUCUUCUGUAACUGCACUCACCCUCAAGUUCGCACGCAGACGGCCGAGCUCUUCUCCAAAAUGACCUCGGACAAGCUGGUCGGGCCCAAGGUUCGUCUGACUCUUAUCCGGUUCCUGCCGGGCGUGUUCAUGGACGCCAUGCGGGACAACGCCGAGGCGGCGGUGCACAUAUUUGAGGGAACGCACGAGAACCCCGAGCUUAUCUGGAAUGACAGCUCCCGGGAAACGGUGUCCACCACCGUCAGGGAGAUGAUGCUCGAGCACUUUAAACUGCAGAAGGAUAAUCCUGAAGUCAACUGGAAGCUGCCGGAGACCUUCACUGUCGCCUACGGUGCGGGUCAGGGUGAACUGGAAGUAGGCGGAGUCUUUCUGCGGAUCUUUAUCGCACAGCCGGGAUGGGUGCUGCGGAAGCCUCGCGAAUUCCUAGUGUCAUUACUCGAGACACUGACGGAGCUGCUGGAGAAGAACAACCCCAAUGGGGAGGCGCUGGAGACGGUCACCACGGCGGCCGUGUGUCUGUUCAGCUCGCAGACGCAGCUUGCCGAUCAGGUUCCACCUUUGGGUCACUUGCCCCGAAUCUUAGCCGCGCUCAAUCACAAGAACAAUGCCAUUCCCAAGAGCUCUAUCCGCCUCAUCCACGUGCUGUCGGAUAAUGAGCUCUGCGUACGAUCCAUGUCCGCCCUAGACGCCAUCGGCCCCCUUAUGACCGGAAUGAAGGUCCGCACAGACAUGGCCGGAUUGGCUUGUGAGGCGCUGAACCGAAUGUUUCAGAAAGAACAGACGGAACUGGUUGCUCAGGCUCUCAGAGUGGACCUGGUUCCGUACCUCUUGAAACUCUUGGAAGGAAUCGGCCUGGAGACCGUGGACAACCCCUCGGCAACCAAGGCGCAGAUCGUAAAAGCUCUCAAGUCCAUGACACGUAGUCUGCAGUACGGAGAACAGGUGAAUGAGAUCCUGGCAAAGUCCUCCGUCUGGAGUGCCUUCAAGGACCAGAAACAUGAUCUCUUCAUUUCCGAGUCUCAGACAGCAGGUUACCUGACAGGGCCAGGAGUAGCUGGUUACCUCACGGCAGCAGGAAGCAGCACCACCGUACUGCCCAGCGGCCCACCCCCGGUGGACAGCGACCACGGAGAUCAAGGCUGACGGGGGGGAAACGCGCACUCGCAACCGCCACCAGUCAGGCUAAGGCACCCAGACCCGCCCCUGCACGAGGGGGCGCAGAUGGGGAGGAGAAUGUCGGAGACUCUUCCCCGCAUCGCCACCGCCAUCUCCGACCAGCACCUCGUAAAUUGUUUGAAAUUGUCUUAACAGUCGGGCCGUGUUUUGUUUCCACGAUACGCAUUUCUUCCAAUGACAAAUAGUUUACUUUUUGUAUGAAUAUAUUUUUUACUCAAGAUUUUCUUUUUUUUUCCCCUUGGGAAAAACAUUGGAAGACUGAUCGUUAUUAUGAAUUAAUUGUGUCUCCUCUCUGUUAUGUCCUGCUCCAAAGUCUCAGACCUUAUCAUGGAAAAUCGCAAAUGAGAUCUUUCCUCUUUCAACUCAAGGAUAUUUAGAUACUGCCUUUUUGGCCUAAAUUCCUACUUCAUUCCAUGGCUGCCCCCUCAAUUUUAUAAAAUAAAUCCCCCUUUCCCAGAAUGAAAAACAAGCACUAGAAUAUUUAUAAGUGAAUAUGAAUUCAAUCUGAAAUGAGCUUCUAUGUCGACAGGACGAAUGAUGUUGAGUCUGUGUGAAAGACUAGUGCUGUUUGUGACAUGUUCUAUGUAAUAUUACGUAUAUAAACUUUCUAUAUUGAAUGUACAUUCAAACAAUGAAUCAGUCGCACUUGUACAUAAAAUUUUAAGAAUAAAAGGGAAC
Messenger RNA from Corythoichthys intestinalis (scribbled pipefish), 7788 nucleotides. RefSeq names its product dnaJ homolog subfamily C member 13-like. Gene Ontology annotation, cellular component: endosome membrane. The transcript has 57 exons. Bases 196 to 7077 code for a protein of 2293 amino acids. Gene Ontology annotation, biological process: endosome organization; regulation of early endosome to late endosome transport; receptor-mediated endocytosis. Lineage: Eukaryota; Metazoa; Chordata; Actinopteri; Syngnathiformes; Syngnathidae. The record is from RefSeq and is a predicted model, not a curated record.